AUGGGUCAUUUUGGCAUGUUCAAAGCAAGCAAGUACCGCAACCUCCUCGGGACGACGGCCCCGCGCGCCGAGUGGUACGAGGAGCUGCAGCUGGACGCGGGCCGCCUCGACCUGUACCCGCUGACGGCGUCGACGACGACGCUCGCGUUCGCGUCCCAGUACAACGCCGGCGCGGUCAUCGAGGUCAAGGAACUGGGCCAUGUUGGCAAGGCCAACGCGCAGUCGGCGCCGGUGCGGCUCCUGCGCGGCCACACGCAGCGCGUCAACGCGAUCGCCUUCUCGCCCUUCCAUGCGUCUCUCUUGGCCUCGGGCGGCGACGAUGGUCUGCUCAAGCUCUGGCACCUCGCCGAGGAUACCUGCGCGUGGACCAGCGACAGCUUCAAUGAGAAGAUCCUCUCGAUUGCGUUUCACCCGUCGGCGAAAGACGUCCUUCACGUCGCGACCUCGACCGGACUGCACCUUAUGUACCUCGACACGUCGACGUCGACGGCCAUCGGCGUCCAUCCCAAUACAAUCACGGGGACCACAUGGAACGACGACGGGAGCCUUGUGCUGUCCGUGUGCCAAGACAAUAUGGUGCGUGGCUGGGACCCUCGGACGGCGCAUGAAGCGCUCGCUGCGCCCAUGCACCAAGGUCGCAAGGCCGCGAGCAUCGCGUUCGCCUAUGACACGUACUGCGUCACGGCCGGGUUCAGCAAGCUCCAGGAACGCGAACUCUUUCUGUGGGAUUGGCGGUCGAUGACCAAGCCCAUCGGGCGAGAGCGUGUCGACACGAGCACGGGCGUCUUGGCGCCGAUGGUCGAUCCGGAUACCAAGCUGCUCUUCCUCGGUGGCCGCGGCGACCGCAGUGUCAAGGCGUACGAGAUCCAGCCAAAGCACCCGAUCUUUGCUCCGUUGCAAACCACCGCGGUCGCGACGUCGACGUGGGGGCUCACGCGCCUGCCCAAGCACGCUUGCGACACGAGCGUGUGCGAAGUGGCGCGCGUGCUGAGCCUCGGCGCUGGCACGAUCGAACCGAUCCUGUACACCGUGCCUCGAAAGGAAGCCGCGAGUGUGUUUCAGGCCGAUUUGUACCCCGACACGCGCGGGCCAACGCCGGCGCUCUCGGCUGCGCAGUGGCGCGACGGAACCACGGCACCGCCACUCUUGGAACCCGUGCGCCCGACAUUAUUGGCGUCGGUUAUGUCGGCACCGGCGGCGGCGACGACGACGAGUGCUGUAUCGGGGUGGAGCACGGGCCAUGGGGCGCCACCGGCAGCCGCCGGAUCCGCACCGGCACCGACAGCGUCGGUAUCUGCCGCGCCGUCGGGCUGGGACAAUAUGCCGAUGCGUCGACUCGAGCCAGAAACCUCGACGCGUACCCAGGGGACAGCAACGCCAACGCCGACCACCGAGACGACACCGGUUGCACCGACCCCGACGACGAAAACACCGACACCAAGCGCAGGGACACCGACGCAGUGGGCACCACCCGUGACGGCAUCGGCGCCUGCGCCGCCACCGGCCGCGUCGGCGUGGAAGUCGGCGACCGGGUGGGGGCAUGUGCCGGAAACGGUGAUUCUGUCGACGCCGGCGCCACCGCCGUCGACCACGACCGAGCUCUCGGAGAAGGCCAAGCGUCUCGGCGCGCUUCAGGGCCACAAGCUCAAGUAUUUGACGGGGCGUCCGGACGCGCGGUCCGAGUCCUUUUUGAAUGUCGCUGGCGACGGCAACGCGCUUGCGACCAACGGCGUCGUGUGGGCCGCGUCGGUGCCCGGCACGGGUGGUUCUAUCCACGUCCAUCCUUUGGAUCGAAAGGGCAAGGUGACGGCGCCCCGCGUGCUCCAACAACACAAGGCGUCCGUGACCGACCUCGCGUUCGCGCCGUUUGCAUCCCAUGUGCUCGCAUCGGCAUCGGACGAUGCAACGAUCAACCUAUGGGAUACGACCAGGGAUGCGUGCGUGGGGACACUCGUGGGCCAUGAAAAGGGCGUGCGCUGCCUGAGCUUUCACCCGACGGCGGCGAAUGUGCUGGCGUCUGGUGCGCUCGACGCGACCGUUCGGCUCUGGGACGUCGAGACAGGCGUCGUCCAUCAAACCAUCGACAAGUUUGACGAAGCGCCGUUCAAUGUCUCCUUCAAUGCGGAUGGGUCCCUCUUUGCGACCAUUACGCGCGACAAGGUUCUCCGCGUCAUCGACCCGCGGCUGAACCAAACGGUCGGCAUGGCUUGUGCCCAUGCGGGCAGCAAGGCCCAGCGUGUGACGUGGUGUACGCAGCAAGCAUCGUCGCUCUUGUUUACGGUCGGGUUUAGCGCGCGGAGUGAGCGCCAGAUUUGUCUCUGGGACGCGCGCAACCUCCUGGAUCCGGUCGUGACCACCACCAUUGAUACGUCUGGAAGUGCGUUGCUGCCACUCUACGAUAGCAGUUCGCAUGUCAUGUACCUUGUCGGGCGUGGCGACCGCACCGUGUUGUGCUAUGAGAUUGACACGGUCCAGCCCGCGCUAUUACCGUGCUCGAUCUACUCGUUCAACGGACCGUCCAUCUCGGCGGCGACCUUCUUGCCCAAGCAACACUGCAACGUGCAGGACGUCGAAGUGUCUCGGAUGCUACUGCUGACGUCGGGCGCGACGAUCGAGCCCGUGGCGUUCGUCUUGCCGCGCGCCGAGAAGCUCAGAGCUUAUUUUCAAGACGACGUGUAUGGCCCUGUGCCAUCGAAUGAAGCCAGUGUCUCGGCGGCCGAUUGGUUCCUCGGGGCACCCGCGCCGCCGAAGUACACGUCGUUGCAGCCCGCCGGCAUGCUCAAGCUCAGCGAGAAGCCGCCCGAGGCCGUCGUGAUUCCUAAAGUCGUCAACUUUCAAGCGCAGAAAGAACGCGAGCUCCAGGAACAGAGAGACCGGGACGCCAAGUUUGAACGCCUCCACUCGCUCGCGUACCAGCCGUCGCUGCAUGCGAAUGCGACGCAGAGAACGACCGAUGCCGACAGCGACGACGACGGCUGGGACGACUAG
Messenger RNA from Saprolegnia parasitica CBS 223.65, 2988 nucleotides. RefSeq lists its product as hypothetical. Bases 1 to 2988 code for a protein of 995 amino acids. NCBI's taxonomy places the organism in Eukaryota, Oomycota, Saprolegniomycetes, Saprolegniales, Saprolegniaceae. The transcript is spliced from 17 exons. The record is from RefSeq and is a predicted model, not a curated record. Gene Ontology annotation, molecular function: protein binding.